AUGAGUAUCCUCGAACGCAGCAAAACGCCGUCCGGGCGUAGAGUUCGAGAAGAAGAUGGACCGUAUAACCCUGACGAAGAAGAUAAUCCUAACCCUAAUGUAACUCCCAACAAACGACGCAAAACUGCAUCUUCUCUGGCGACCUCUGCGAAGAAUCGCACUCGUUUCGCCAUCAAUACCAUCCUACAGAAGCAAUACCCUUUGGGCGUCGAGCUCCCACAACGACCAAUAUGCGUAAUCACGGGCGAGACAGAUGACAUGAAUCCCAUCGAGUUCAGCCAUGUGGUAGCCAAGGCUGUCGAUGAUGAGACGCUUACAAAAUUGGAAUGGGCUUGGGGGAUGCGGUAUUGGUCGCUGAAUGUUGACACUCACUUCAACCUCCAAACACUUUCUGUCGCUGUCCAUAGAUUCUUUGAUAGACAAGAAAAUGGAUGGUUCUGGCUGCCGGAACUGAACAUUCUUAGCAACUUCCUAAAGACGUACCGAGCCGACAUCCAUCGCUUUGACGUCAAGAAGGCAUGUUUCUCCCCAUCUUAUACGGGUGGUACACAAGCUAACCUACCCAUUCAGCUAUAUAAGAAUAAACAGAGUUUCAAAUAUCGCUUCGUCGCCACUCAAGGGAUGAAGUCCUGCUGUGCAAUCAGGAGAUACCACGGAAGUUACACGUCAGUGGAUCCACUCGCCUUCAAACAACAUGUGUACCCCUUCCCCGAAUUGCCGCAAUUCGAGCUCAACAUCCUUCCUCACUUUGUUAUAUUUGAUACGGGUAGGAAGCUGGAUAAAAUUCUGGGUGGUUCGACCAGUUUCGACGGCAUCUACUCCAACUUCGACCUCCCCGUGAUCAUGGAUGGUUUGGGGGCCAUGUUCGCUUGUCUCGAUCUUUAUCGGUUGUGGAUGUCAGGAUCGCCGAGCGAUGAUUUCACCAACUCAUUGGAUUCUUCCCAAGCACCCAGCCAGACUUCAAACCAUGAUUCGUCGCCCAAGUCUGGGACUGGUCGUUCCACACGUACCUCUCAACGUACCCGCCAUAGCAGGGCUUCCGCUCCUGAAGAAAAUCCUGACGACAGUGCUGGCGACGAACUUUCUCCGGAUGAUUCGGCAUCAAACAUGGAUGAUCCAGUUGACUACGACGAACGGGAGGAGGAGGAGGAUUGGACCGACGAUGACGAAGCCAAACUAAUGCGUGAGAUUGAAGAGUGGGCUGAGGACGUGUGGAGACAUUCACUCCUUGACUCGGACGAAGACAGCGCUUCCAACUCUAGCACCGGUGGCAUGACCCUCGUGGACCCUUCGGAUGAGCAACCGAGCGUUGAUAAGAUUCCAAUUGUGGUCGACAGUGAAGGCGAGCCUCAUCAAGUUAAGGCAUCAGCUUUCGGCGACCACAUGAGCAAGAGUUUGCCGAUCGAUGGGACCUUCACUAUUGACCCGCUGGAAUCUUGUACAAACGGCGAAUGA
This is a messenger RNA of Pleurotus ostreatus (oyster mushroom), 1455 nucleotides long. RefSeq lists its product as uncharacterized. The transcript is spliced from 4 exons. The record is from RefSeq and is a predicted model, not a curated record. The coding region runs from base 1 to 1455 and encodes 484 amino acids. Lineage: Eukaryota; Fungi; Basidiomycota; Agaricomycetes; Agaricales; Pleurotaceae.